ACCAGGUUGUGCCUGGCCUAAACUGAACUCAACAAACCGGUACUGGGUAUCAUGUUGGCCCUGUCCAGUUCUGAGUCUUCGGAUUAGUGUAUUGUAUGCCUUUAUAUCCUUUUUUUUUUUUUUUUUUUAACAUCACAAGAGCGAAGAGGGAGUAAAAACAGCUAGGAAAAUGUAUGGUACGAUGUUCCUCGUUUAUGAGGCAAUCUUCAAAACUUGUUUAAGCUCGGCUUAUCAUUACAUAAAUAAAUACAGUAUAAACAAGCUUAUAGAAAAAUGAUGGGAACUUGUGUCUGGUGUUGGCUGUCAACAUUCUCAUAAGUCACAGGUGAAGUGUGUUUUUUAUACUUCCUCUGUUUUUUAAAUAUUGCACAUUUGCACCACUUAAAGUUUCACAAACUUUGCACUAUAUCCAUUUUAGGAAACAAAAUAUAUCUGUUCACACUAUAAAUACCCAAUAUACCUUUACUUUUAACACUUGAUUCUUUACUUUAUGUUUACAUCACAUGAAUAAUUAUGUAUUUUUACCUUUCUAUCUUUCUUUUCCCCACUAUUAAAAAAAGUGUGUCCAACCCUUAUAGUAAGAUAUUAAAAGAAUGGAGAAGUAAUAUAAAAACACAAAAGAAAAAACUAAAAAAUGAUGACUCAUAUAGGACAAAAAAAGACGGUCCCAUAUUUCCUAUGCAUGUCAUCAAAACCACUUCUAUCUCAAAUUGUAAAGUUCUCUCUACACAUUUCUCAAAUUUAUCAUCAAUUAUCAUCCUGAGUUUCUGAGGCAUCAAGUUGUUCAUCAGGAUAGAUGGCAACCGAGCCUGUUAAUGUAAAUGAGUAUCAAGAACUGGCUCGUCGAGCCCUUCCCAAGAUGUACUAUGAUUUUUAUGCUGCAGGAGCUGAAGAUGAGCAUACAUUAAAAGAAAAUGUCAAAGCAUUCUCCAGAAUCAGCAUCUGUCCGAGGAUUCUUGUAGAUGUGAGUCAAAUUGAUCUUUCGACCAGUAUCUUGGGCUAUCACAUCUCCGCUCCAAUAAUGAUUGCUCCAACCUCGUAUCAUAAGCUGGCACACCCUGAAGGAGAAAUAGCAACAGCUAAAGCUGCUGCUGCGAGUGAAACUAUUAUGGUGCUAUCCUUUAGUUCUAACUCUACCUUGGAAGAGGUUUCUGCCUCCUGUACUGCUGUGCGUUUCUUUCAAUUAUAUGUAUUUAGAAAUAGAGAAGUUUCAGCUUGGCUUGUUCAGAGAGCUGAAAAAAGUGGAUACAAGGCUAUUGUUGUAACUGUUGACACUCCUAAACUUGGUCGAAGGGAGGCCAAUAUAAAGAACAAAAUGAUUGCACCUCAGGUCAAGAAUUUGGAGGGUUAUAUGUCCACCGAAGUUGUCAACGACAAGGGUUCGGGUCCUCAAGCUUUUGCAAAUAGUUAUUAUGACGCAUCUUUCUCCUGGAAGGAUAUAAAUUGGUUGAAAUCUAUUACAAAGCUUCCAAUCAUGAUCAAGGGUGUUCUCACACAUGAAGAUGCAACAAGAGCGGCAGAAAUUGGAGUGGAUGGAAUCAUAGUUUCGAAUCAUGGAGCAAGACAGCUUGAUUAUGCUCCAGCCACAUUCUCUGUUCUCGAAGAGGUGGUUCAUGCUGUUGGAGGCAAAGUUCCUGUUCUCCUUGAUGGAGGGGUGAGGCGGGAAACAGACAUUUUCAAGGCCUUGGCACUUGGUGCGCGCGCUGUUCUUGUUGGAAGACCUGUAAUAUAUGGACUGGCGGCAAAGGGAGAAGAUGGCGUAAAAAAAGUCAUUGGACUGUUGAAGGAUGAAUUGGAGCUCACUCUAGCCCUUGCUGGCUGCUCCAGCAUAAAAGAUAUCACUAGGAACCAUGUCAGAACUGAGCAUGAAAGACCUCAGUCCUUACUCUAAGCCAGCUUAUACUAGUGCAGCUUGCCCUGAACAGCAAGUGUAUCACUUCUGAAAUGCAUUGUACCAAGGAUUACUUGUCGAACACUUUGUUUAAGUUUUUUCGCUGUCAUUAACUAUCAAAAUCAGUCUAUUUGAAAUUUUAGGUGAUUUAAAAUGUAUGAUCUAAACGCAUGAAAUAAG
Messenger RNA from Chenopodium quinoa (quinoa), 2071 nucleotides. RefSeq names its product peroxisomal (S)-2-hydroxy-acid oxidase GLO4-like. Bases 797 to 1891 code for a protein of 364 amino acids. The transcript is spliced from 12 exons. Gene Ontology annotation, molecular function: FMN binding; oxidoreductase activity. The record is from RefSeq and is a predicted model, not a curated record. Lineage: Eukaryota; Viridiplantae; Streptophyta; Magnoliopsida; Caryophyllales; Amaranthaceae.